UCUCCUCUCCCACGGUCGGGAAGCCUUACAAAUGUAAUUACUGUGGUCGGAGUUACAAGCAGCAGAGUUCACUGGAGGAGCACAAGGAGCGCUGUCACAACUACCUACAGAGUCUGAAUGCUGAGCCACCACAGCCAUCUACUCAGCAAGCAGGGGAGGAGAACCGUGACAUGGAUGUGAUGCCUGACCAUAUCCUUCAGCCAGCCCCUGACAGGCCUUCUUUUAUAGAUAGGCUUGCUAACACCAUUGCAAAACGAAAAAGAUCUACUCCGCAGAAAUUUGUGGGUGAUAAACACAUACGCCUCAACCUAACUGAUGUUCACUUUGAGGUUAACUCCAAUUUUGAGAAGGAUGUAGAGAUGAUGGCUCCUCACCCCAUGGACCAGAAUUUGGGCAGUGCACUGUCCUAUCUAGGAACUGAAGCGAUGAGGCCUCCGAGGCUCCCCAUGACUAGUUGCGCACCGGAGAUCACGCCAGUGAUCAGUGCUGUCUACUCCCAUGUACAUCCCAUCCACAGCCGAGCUGAGGCACAGGGAAGUAGAGAGGCAGCAGAAGGUCACGAUGACGUGCCAGAACAUCUGAAUUCUAGAGCAAAAAACCAGCUGGUGGAGCUUGGAGUGUCUCCAAGCAAUGGUUGCCAUGAUUCCACAGAUACAGAAAGCAGCCAUGAAGACAGGAAUGCCCAAACUUUCCCCAGUAACUAUGCCACACGGCAAAGCCCGGCCUAUUCCAAAGAGGACCCAAAGGCACAGGAGCCCCCAUCAUCUGCCAAAGCAGCUCAAAGCUCAGCCAAAGAGGUCCUAAGAGUCUUAAAUGAA
Messenger RNA from Stegostoma tigrinum, 818 nucleotides. RefSeq names its product zinc finger protein Eos-like. The annotation marks the transcript as partial. The record is from RefSeq and is a predicted model, not a curated record. The transcript is spliced from 3 exons. Lineage: Eukaryota; Metazoa; Chordata; Chondrichthyes; Orectolobiformes; Stegostomatidae.